Messenger RNA from Solenopsis invicta (red fire ant), 5258 nucleotides. RefSeq names its product probable nuclear hormone receptor HR3 (gene Hr3). The record is from RefSeq and is a predicted model, not a curated record. Gene Ontology annotation, biological process: regulation of transcription by RNA polymerase II. Gene Ontology annotation, cellular component: nucleus. Gene Ontology annotation, molecular function: nuclear receptor activity; zinc ion binding; RNA polymerase II cis-regulatory region sequence-specific DNA binding. Lineage: Eukaryota; Metazoa; Arthropoda; Insecta; Hymenoptera; Formicidae.
UCGGCCAUCAUCAGCGGAGGCGCGCAGUUCAGUGACCCGCCGCAUCGUCGCGUGAUGAAGGGGGGGCGCGGGGAGUUCUGACAUAUUGUGAGAUGCCAGCCCGCUAACGCCGGUCCUCGAAAAACACCUCGUUCCAUCUCACUCUCUCUCUUUCUGUCGUUACCUCCUUUCUCCUUCCUUUAGUUCUUGCUCUAUCUCUGUUCUUCUCAUUGACAUUUUUCUCUGUCUUUCUCUCAUUUGUGAGGCGCGCGCGCGUGCACGCGGGCGUACACGCACUCUCUCUCCUUCCUCGUCCGACACGUUACCGCCGCCUUGGCUCGUCAAAAUCCCCAAAAUAUUCGUACCGCCAGUGGUGGACUUUCCGCGAGUUUUUCCGGCUGCGCGCGCGCGAGCGACGAGGUCGGUGUUCUCCUCGCGAGAGAAAGAGAAAAGUGAGAAGGACAGAAAGAGAGAGAGAGAGAGAGAGAGAGAGAGAGAACGCAGUCGCGCCGCGUGUACGCUCGUUCUCUGUUCGUCGCGCUCAUAUACGCUCCGGAUGUCUCCCGAAAUUCUCGAUCGACCAAAGAAAUCUGAGGAGUGUGGCCGCGAGUGUUCCCACGCCGACCGUGCGACGCGUAUUAACAUUACGCAGACCUUUUCUCGCUUUUCUCUUCAUUUUCCCCUUUCCCUCCUGCUCCGUUAGUUCCGUUCUCUAUUUAUCAUCGCACUAGUUUCUCCGUGACAACCUCCGGGAUUUCCUCGUCGUCUCCUCUCGUCUAGACACGCAACUGUCAAACGGAAGUUUCGCCGCGUCCGAGUGAAUCGUUUUAUCGACGAGAAUCAAUUCGCGAAGGCACUUGCUGUCUUGUCUCUCGCUCACCGUCUCUUCUUCCGUUCUGCUCGGCGCGUGAAAAUCAUCUCGCGAAUCUACGCAAGUGAUAUACUGUCUGUACUGUGUGUACGCGUGUACAUGUGAAACGUAUUGAACGGAAACGCGGAGUGCGAGCGACUUGCACACGGCUGGAAAGACUCCAGGUGGAAAAUCACGAGGAGGAGCACAAAGCGCGUGUAUACUCGUGAUCCCAUGACUUUUCUGUCGCGCUUGCGCGUGAUUAGAGAUUCACGCUGUUCGUAUCGCGUCAAUUAUACGUAUCAUUACACACGAAUGUGGACGAAAUUGUUCGUCUUGAUUAUGUGAACAAGAUCCUGAAGAAAAUAAGAUUUCACCUCACGAUGGGAAGUUCAUAUUUAGCAAUAUUUACGAAUUCUAUGCGCAUAAUGGAACAUGAAGCUGUUUGUACUUCUUUAUUACAUCAAUAAUGUGGUGUAACAUACACAAAUUUUUAUUUUUAAGUUUCCGAGAGAUUUUAUUUUUGAGAUUUUGCUUAAAUUAAUUAUCAAACAUUAUAAUUUUACAUUUAGUGGGUCGGAAAGAUUUCAGAAAUAUAGUAAUUGUUUUGGAAUGUUACUAAAAGUAUAUCCUAUUUGUCUAAACUAUUGUCUUCUCGUUCCAACACAAGUAUAUAACAACAAUUUUUGCGGAAGAUAAGUAUAACUUACAGAAAAAUUUCUUAUGCAAGGCGCUAUUGCGUCUUUUUACAUAUUUGGACUUAUUAUGAAUAAACGUAGCAAUCGUAAUAAUGAAGAAAAUUAAAAUGAAAAUAAUUGGUUAGCGAUAGACAAUAGUAACAACAGUCAAAAAAAUGUAGAUACGCUAUUUUUGUGACUACUAAAAUAUUGUUUAUGCCAUAUGAAAUUUAUAACUGCAUCAUAUAACUGCAUCAUAUAACAGUAUCUUCUAAAAUAUUAGGUUUUAUUGUCAGUUAUACAGUUAAAUUUUAUAAUAAGUAUGAUUGGCCUUAACAUAAAUUGGCGCCACAGAAAAAUUUUUUUUCUAAAUUUCACAACAGUUCAAAUAUAAAUUCUGUCUCUAUUAUUUAAAUUGGUGAAGUACUAAACAUACGCGAUACCAUAAUAUUUGCUAAUCAUUUAUCUACCUUAAUUAUUUGGCAGUCAAAAAAUUGUAGCUGUACUUGCAAGUCUAUUUGUUUGAGUGAAUAUAGACAAUAUUUUAUAUAUGUAUAUUUAUACAUAAUUUCUGAUUUAUGAUUGCGUUAAAUAUUCAUAAAAAUUAUUUAUAUAUGAAUAUCAAAGAAAAAAAGGAAUGAUGCUACGCACUAUGGAACACAAUUAUGUUCUUGUAUAAAAUAUGUUUAAUUUAGAAAAAAAAAAAUUAGAAUUGCUGUUAUAAAAGAUAAUUUGAACAAAAGUGCCCGACGCAUAAACUCUUAUCCAAAAUUACAAUAAAAAGCUUUUUUCUACGAUAUUAGUGGUCAUUGUAGAAAAUGAGAUUGACGAAGCAAGUCAAAGAUAAUGAAGCAAAAUGAUAAGAUGUAAAAUGUUUUGAAAGACAAUAUAAAAAAGUUAUUUUUAAACAUUCACAGAUAACAUUACGCUGUAAAAAAUAUAAAAUUUUAAUUACGUUCUGUUUUUUAUCAGACAUACUGUUUGUUUUAUUGAACGUAGUAAUUGAAAUCAAUGUCUCAUACGUGAACGUUAUUCUAGUUCUAUUGUGCAGAGCCAGUGAUUUAUUAUCAAUCACUAAGAAAUCUCAUCAUAAAUUGCAACAAUACAUCGACGUGGCGUACGAGGAAGGCGACGUUUCGAUUUCGGGAGUUCCGGGUAUAGCGCCUGUCCGCCGUUGCCGAUGCACGCUGCGCUCUCCGCAUGACGCACGUCGAAGAUGCGAGCGUGCCGGGUGACUGUACUCUGGGUUCAUCGUUCUCGGUUAUGUAAUGUUCGGCCGCGUAUGUAUGGUGCAAGCGCCUCGACGUUCUGCUCGUGGCGCUAGAGUUGCCGGACGAGAGAAGCGCACUCGGGCGAUAUAGCCGGACAGAAGACCGGCCGCGCACCGAAUCCUCGUUUCCGUGCACGCACACGCGCACGUGCGAACAAUCGCGUCUCCGAGCCACCCUGCUCACACUUUUUUGCAACACGAAGCUGCUUUUGCAUCGGACUUUUUCUAGCCUCUAAGUUGAAGGGAUAACUACCGAGUUACGAGUGAAGAGCUUAUAGGUUUCUUUACUUAAAUAUAAGUGGCUGCGUACUUUUGUGCAAUACACGUGGAGCAUAUCGUGAAAAUAAAUGGUGUGCAUUUAAGACAAAGACUUAAUUAAAGACUAAUUAAGGACGUCCAUUCCACGGACGACCGAUUUUGAUCGUAAUCACGCGCGUGGAUCUUAAGGAACGAGCCGGUUUUGUCCCCACGAUAGAUCGUAAAUGAAACCAGCAAGAAAGACCCGUAAAUGGAGGGAAGUCUGUCAGGAUUUGGCGGGCCUACAUGGGGUGCCGACAGUACGAGUCCUCAGCCGGCGGAAAAACCGAGAUCGAGAGAGAGAUCCGCGCAGCCUCUCUCCGGAGCUGGCAACGCGAUCCUCGAUGAUCGUAGACUGCAAGCUAAUUCAAUACGAGCCCAGAUCGAGAUAAUCCCGUGCAAGGUAUGCGGGGACAAGAGCAGCGGCGUGCAUUACGGCGUGAUCACCUGCGAGGGCUGCAAGGGCUUCUUCAGGCGGUCGCAGUCGUCGGUCGUCAACUAUCAAUGUCCGCGGAACAAGAAUUGUGUGGUCGACCGUGUAAACAGAAACCGGUGCCAGUACUGUCGGUUGCAAAAGUGCCUACGCCUCGGCAUGUCAAGAGAUGCCGUUAAAUUUGGGCGCAUGUCGAAGAAACAACGGGAAAAGGUUGAAGAUGAGGUCAGAUUCCACAGGGCGCAAAUGAGGGCGGCCUCGGAGACGGCGCCGGACAGCAGCGUAUUCGAACAUCAGACGCCGAGCAGUUCGGAUCAACAUCAUCCUUAUAAUGGCGGGUACACUUACGGCGGUAGCGAAUACACGUCGUCAGGUCCCGGUACCGGCAGUUACACGAAUUACAAUCAUCAGGCGAUGACGAAUUACGAGCUUAGCGCCGACUACGUCGACAGCACGACGACCUACGACCCCAGACCGACGCAGACGCAGGUCGCGGACACCGUUGCACCCGACACACCCUCGGCCGUCACCGCUACCGGGGUGCUUCCCAGCGUGGUCACUACCGGGAAGUCUCUGUCCGCCUCGACGACCGGGAGCGGCGCAGGGGGUGGCGGUACUGGUGGCGGAGGAGGCGGCGGCGGCAGCGGCGGCGGCGGCGGCGGUGGUAGUGGUGGUGGUGGUAACGGUGGUGGCGGUACUGGUAGCGGUAAUGGUAGUGGUAGCGGCAGCGGCGGCGGCGGCGGUGGUGGUUCCGCCGCGGCCGCCGGCGGGACUGCCGGGGGUGGAGGCGGCGGCGGUGGCAGCGGCUCCCUGAGCGGCGGCGGAAUCGUCGCCGUGAAGCAGGAGACCACCGUCGAACUCGCCGGCCUGGGCCACGGCUCGUACACGAUGGUUGACUCGACGACCUUCCUUAGCGGACAGCAGCAAAGGGUCAGCAACCCAUCUGAAGAUGACGAAGUGCCGAGUCUGCCCAGUAUGUCCCAUGCGAUGAGAUAUCCGGCACAGAUCAGCGAGCUUCUCUCGAAAACGAUAGCGGAUGCGCACGCAAGGACAUGUCUGGUAUCGACGGAACAGAUCUUGGAGUCCUUCCGAAAGCCCACCGACAUCUCCAGAAUGAUCUACUACAAGAACAUGGCGCAUGAGCAGCUCUGGUUGGAGUGCGCCCAAAAAUUGACCACCGUUAUCCAGCAGAUCAUCGAGUUCGCCAAAAUGGUCCCUGGAUUCAUGAAGCUCUCGCAGGACGACCAGAUUGUUUUAUUAAAGGCCGGUUCCUUCGAGUUGGCUGUGCUACGAAUGAGCAGGUACCUCGAUCUCCAGCAAAACUGCGUCCUAUACGGCGACACCUUGCUACCGCAGGAUGCGUUUUAUACGACGGAUACGGCGGAAAUGAAGCUUGUUUCCUGCGUGUUCGAACUGGCCAGAAGCAUCGCCGAACUGAAGCUCACUGAAACCGAGUUGGCGCUCUAUAGCGCGGCUGUUCUACUUAGCCCUGAUCGACCGGGACUGAAGUGCCUGGGAGAUAUCAAUAGGCUGUCGCAGGCGGUGAUCAGAGCGUUGAGGUCGGAACUGGAUCGGAACCACGUGACGCCAAUCAAGGGCGACGUGACCGUGUGCGACGCGAUUCUCGCGAAGAUACCGCAAUUACGGGAGAUCUCGUUGCUACACAUGGACGCGUUGGCGAAGUUCAAGCGGUCGCAACCGCACCUCGAGUUCCCGGCCCUUCACAAGGAGCUCUUCAGCGUCGAUAGCUGA